GCGGCAGUAGUUCUCCUAACCGCCCGUUACAUACAUCUCCUUCGAUCGAAGCCUUCAGCUUCGCCGUGCUGUCGAAAGUGGUAGUUUCGAUCGGAUCCCAGUAGGAAAAAUUGCCUUUCUCGGUCGGUUUCGAGGAGUUUGGACUUGUUGAGAGGUUUCGGAUGCUUCUUGGCAUGCAUCGGAGUCUGGAUUCGGUGAUUCUGCUGUGGUUUUCGUAGAUUGAUGAGCGAUGGAGCCUCCGCAGGGGUUUUGGGCGACUCUUUGGAGUUGCCUUCGGUUCUUGCCUUUCUUUCUAGGUUUACUGCUGCUGGGCAUCAUCAAAGGUGCUUUACUUUUCCCAUUUGUAUGUCUUAUCAUGACAUUAGGAAACUCAGCCAUCAUUGUGAGUCUCUGGCCAGUACAUGUAGUUUGGACUUAUUACUGCAUAGCAAAAGCCAAACAGCUUGGGCCUAUUCUGAAGCUUGUUCUUGCACUUGGUGUAUCUGUCAUCUUGAUGUUGUGGCCGCCAGUUGGUAUUUUUGGGAGCAUCAUUGUCGGAGCAAUCUAUGGUUUUCUAACUCCUAUCAUGGCUACCUUUGAUGCUGUUGGUGAAGGAAAAGCUAAUAAUCUCAUACAUUGCUUUUUGGAUGGAACUUGGAGUACUAUCAAAGGAAGUUGUACAGUGGUUAGAGACGUGAAAGAUAUUUGCUUGCACUCCUAUUUCUCGAUCAUGGAUGAUCUUCGUCUUCAUGAUCCUCCAAACGGAGAGCCUUAUGAGAUCAGAUUGCGUUACAUUCCGGGUGCCUGUUUGGCUGGUCUGCUUGGAGUCAUGGCUGAUGUGCCGAUGAUCUCAUUGAUUGCCAUUUGCAAGAGCCCAUACAUGCUUUUUAAAGGAUGGAGGCGUUUGUUUCAUGAUCUUAUAGGCCGAGAGGGCCCGUUUUUGGAAACUGCAUGCGUCCCAUUUGCUGGUCUAGCCAUUAUUCUCUGGCCAUUGGCAGUUGCAGGAGCAGUCACGGCUUCCAUAAUAUCAAGUUUCUCUUUGGGUGCAUAUGCAGCUGUUAUAGCAUACCAGGAGACAUCAGUGAAGAUGGGGCUAGCCUACAUCAUCUCUUCCAUGUCUAUGUUUGAUGAAUACAGUAAUGAUGUACUUGACAUGCCAGAAGGAUCUUGCUUUCCCAGGUAUCAAUACAGGAAGAAGGUACCACAGCGUGCUACCUCUUUUUCCAGACCUGUCUCUUUUCGACGGGAAAACCAGGAUGCAAAAAAGGCUCCUUCACGUGCGACGUCAUUUAAGAAUAGCAUACUUGAAUUGAAUCCUUUGAAGUUACUUGAUCAUCUGUUCUCGGAGUGUAAGCGCCAUGGUGAGGUUUUGGUCUCUGAAGGAGUAAUAACACGAGAAGACAUUCAAGAAUCUAGGUCCAGUAAAGGUGGUAGCAGGAUAAUAAGCAUCGGUUUGCCGGCAUACUCCAUACUCCAGGCACUGUUACUUUCAGCAAAGAGCGAUACUGAUGGUUUAGUUUUAAGUGACAACACUGAGAUAACCACUGAAAACCGGCCUAAAGAUACAAUCUUCGAUUGGUUCUUUGACCCUCUGAUGAUCAUUAAAGAGCAGAUUAAAGCUGAAAAUUUUACAGAAGAGGAAGAAAUAUAUUUGUCCAAAUUGGUGCUGCUGCAUGGUGAUUCCAAGAGACUGAAAAACCUUAAUGCUCAAUCAUCAUCUUCAGAUCAGAGAAAACGAGCUGAAAUUGAUGCCCUUGCUCGGAGGUUGCAAGGCAUCACCAAAUCGAUCUCAAGGUAUCCGACAGCCAGACGACGUUUUGAUGAUCUUGUGAAAUCUCUUUCGGAAGACCUUGAGAAGAAGUUUGGAAGCAAUCGAUCUGCCAAUGGGUUUCAAGAGAGUCAACGUGUACGAAGUGGUAUUUUCCGAAUUUUUAGCCAAAAGUCAUUUGGCUCGGAUACAAGCACCAAGGGCCAUCAUCAAGAAAUCCAAGAGGUUAACAAUGGCUUUUAGUUCUGUAAAACUUUUCUACAUACCUCUUAAAUUUAGAAGGAUUUUUCUCAAGUGUUUUCUAUGUGGAUAGAUGAGGAGAUAUUGAUUGAUGAACUGCUAAUGACAUCAUAUGUCAUUUGAUUGAUGUACCAUUUGAAUGAAGAUGUGCCUGUAUAGUCAAGAAGUUAUUAUUACUAGGCAACGAAAAGCCUUCUUUUGCCUAUGACUGAUGUAUCGUUAAAUAUUGUGAUUUGUUUUCCCAUAUUUUGAUUGAAGAUUCCAUA
Musa acuminata subsp. malaccensis (wild Malaysian banana) is the source of this 2253-nucleotide messenger RNA. RefSeq lists its product as uncharacterized. NCBI's taxonomy places the organism in Eukaryota, Viridiplantae, Streptophyta, Magnoliopsida, Zingiberales, Musaceae. The record is from RefSeq and is a predicted model, not a curated record.